Symsagittifera roscoffensis is the source of this 1607-nucleotide messenger RNA. RefSeq lists its product as uncharacterized. The transcript has 4 exons. Lineage: Eukaryota; Metazoa; Xenacoelomorpha; Acoela; Convolutidae. The record is from RefSeq and is a predicted model, not a curated record. The coding region runs from base 402 to 1250 and encodes 282 amino acids.
UUUUUUAAACAGAAAUAUUCUUUUUCCUGCUUUCGCUGCGGUAUUGAUUUCUGAAAAAGCGCAUAUCUUUUCAACCACUUUUAUAAAACCAUAAAAAUACGAGUGUGGAAAACCAGCCGAAAUACGUUUCCUAGCUACGCCACCAUGUUAUGCUCGACCAAUGUUUAGUUUCCUAUAGUGCUUUUAGCUGAAGAAUAAGUCUUGUUUUUUUCCAGUUGCAGUUUUAGAUAAAACGUGUCCCAAUUUACUUGGAGACAUAUAUUUAAAAUUAGACAUUUAGUUCUUCUUGUCCGGUAAUCUCAUGUCACAGAUAACAAAUAAAUUUGAAUGAAUAAAACGCAAUAAUUCAAGAAAGAGAUCAGAAACACAUCGAAAAUCUAUCAGACAAAAAAGCAAAAGUUAUGGCAGACAUAAUCCAGAUCGGACUGAGUUCGGUGAUCAUAGCGUGUCAGAUCGUGGUGUUGGUGCUGGCUGCCCUGGCACUUGGAGGGGGAACCUGGAUAGAACAAGUGAGGUUCGAGGGGGACUACUUCACCCGCAUCCAGAGUGGCUACGGGGAGGGGCUGCAGUUGCACACUGGCGGCGACAUGCACAGUAUUGGCAUGUGGAGAUAUUUUUCGGAGCCGGGAAGGUCCAACCCCCUGCCCACCAGAGACGCUGAGCUUACUACGGGCACAGCGUGUUACGUGACUGCCAUUGCGCUGGGCUGUUUUCUGGUUGUGCUGCUGUCCUACCAGCUGCUGGGCAUCCAGGCCAAGUCGGUGGCCCUUACCCUCACCACAUUCUGGGUCACUUUCUUCGAAUUCGUGAUGUUGCUGGUGGCCUCGACAGUGGUACUGCACUACUUCAAGCAGACAUUCCGUUACGAGCGCCUGGGACACUCGCACCACGUGACUUGGGUCUCCUUCAGCUUCAGUGGACUGUCCCUCUUUCUCUCCCUGAUCCGACUCAUUGUCAGUAUCAACAACCGCAACGACCAUGAGCUCCGAUCGGACCGAUCCGACUACCGCGACCACAGAUCGAUCGGAUACCAACGAACUGGAUCGGUAGUGAAUCUCGGAGGCAAUAAUGGGGGAACUAUGAACCAGAUGCGUCCAAUAUCUCCAAAAAGUGUGAACAGUCUGGGCCAUGCUCCCCCGUAUAACAGAGACAGCUAUGGACCCAAUAAUGAUUACAGAGGGGGUAAUGGGUACAACGGGUACGACUAUGACAUGCGACCUCAACCUCCGAAAAAUUACGUUCCGAGUUAAAUAAUUUAUAAGUUAACUCUUCUCGCUGUUUAAUGUCUUGAGACUCAUUCCAUUUCAAUUUAGAUUAUGCAAUUUCUCUGGCUACCAAGAAUGUGGAUGUUAUUUUUGUAUGAUUUCCCUUGAUGCUUCACGAUUUUGUAAUAUUUUCUGCUUUGGUUCGUUUUGUAAAUCUGAAUGAUAUGCCCUGAGGUUUUAGAACUCAAUCAACCCAACUUAACGUAUUGUUCAUACUUCUAGUUUAAAAAAAAUAUAAAAAUAUGCGCAAAGUAAACAUUUCCAAAAAAAAUUGGAGUUAAAACAUAUCUGUACAUAUCACGAGCCAUCUAUUAUUUAAUUUUAAGUCCAUGCAUGAAAUAA